This is a messenger RNA of Colias croceus (clouded yellow), 2333 nucleotides long. RefSeq names its product protein SAND (gene Mon1). Lineage: Eukaryota; Metazoa; Arthropoda; Insecta; Lepidoptera; Pieridae. The record is from RefSeq and is a predicted model, not a curated record. The transcript is spliced from 6 exons. Bases 81 to 1748 code for a protein of 555 amino acids. Gene Ontology annotation, biological process: protein targeting to vacuole; endosome to lysosome transport via multivesicular body sorting pathway.
AAAUAUUGAUGUGCCUAAAUGAGCAUUAAUAUUGUUAUUUCGUUUAUUUUAUUUAUUAACCAAAUCUUUAAUUAAUUUCCAUGGCGUCUACAUCGAAAGAGGACGUUAUAUCAAACACUCAAGUGUCUGAAAAUACCGCAGAUGAUUUAGAACCUGGUGCAUGUUACGACAGCAUUUUGAAUCCUACAGAUUCCUUUGAGGAAUUUGCUUCUGAGAUGAACUCAAGCCUUCAAGGCCGGAGUACUGAUCUACGUCAAAAAGCAAGCACCAUAAGCGAAAUUCAGAGUGAAAUAGGCGAAAGUUCGAAGGAGUUAAAAGAAACGAAGUCUAGUGAUAAUUUGCAAAACAAAGAUGAAGCAAUUGGUGGAUCAGCCAGCAGUUCGAAUUUAGUGGACGAAAAUGGAGAUGAUUUGGAAAAUGAUGUUGAAGACUAUCUUAAAUCACCAGAACUUGUAAAUAAAGAAAAGCAUGUGUUCAUUUUGAGUUCAGCGGGCAAACCUAUUUACUCUAGGUAUGGUAAUGAAGACAAACUAGCUGGUCUCUGUGGAGUCAUACAAGCUUUAGUAAGUGUAGUGGAAGACCAGAACCAUGAUAUAUUACGGUCACUGAUCACAAAGGAUUGUAAGGCUGUGUUCUUAGUGAAGGGACCGUUAAUAUUGGUGGCUAUUUCAAAGUCGAAUGAGAGUGAAACGCAAUUAGUGUUACAAUUGACAUACGCCUUCAACCAAAUAGUAUCAGUCCUAACACUAACGCAAUUGAAUCGAAUAUUCGAACAGCGUCGUAACUACGACUUACGCCGCUUACUCUCAGGCGCAGAGCGUCUUAUCGACAACUUACUGAUUUUCAUGGAAAAAGAUCCAGCUUUCUUACUCGGGGCGGUCAGAUGCUUACCAUUACCAGAGAAAGUCAGAGAGAAUAUAACAAAUGCAAUAACUACAACUUGCCAUAAGAUAAGGGAUCUAGUUUUUGCCAUAUUGAUAGCGGGGAAUCAAUUAAUUACGUUAGUAAGAAUGAAGAAGUACACAUUGCAUCCGUCGGACAUUCAUUUACUGUUCAAUUUGGUUCGGAGUUCGGAGUCUUUUAAAACGGCUGAGAGCUGGACGCCGAUUUGUUUGCCGAAGUUUGAUGCAACAGGUUUUCUCCACGGCCAUGUUUCUUACAUAUCGGAAGACUGCCAAGCCUGUUUACUUCUGCUCACAGUACAAAGGGAUGCCUUCUACCCACUAUCUCAAGCAAAACACACAAUAGCCGACAAACUAAGACGAUCAAAUUGCCUGGUAGCUAUCAACGAUGCUCUCAACAGAAACAAAACUCUGCCAACGACAAAUCCGUUAAAACACAUUGGAAUACCGGAAAUAAGGCAUUUUAUGUACAAAUGUAAAUCCACGGCACAGUUGUUCUCGUCAGAUCCUAUAAGUCUUGAUAGAUUACAAGAUUAUAGGCAAAGGCAUAAGGAAGGUGGUGAUGUGGUUAAAAAGAAAGUAGAAAAAAUGUCCGAUAUAGAUUAUGUGAGGAAUUAUAGAGAGUUCUGUAGUCAGAUACAUUGUGCGUGUUCACCGGCUAAAUUGAUAUUUAGGUCCAAUGCGGAUGAUUCUAUUUUGGCUUGGAUAACAAACGGUUUCGAGUUAUACGUAACAUUUGACGCGCUUAUGGAGAAGGAUCAUGCGAUUCGAGCGGUCGACAGACUAUUGAGGUGGAUCAAAAACGAAGAAAAGAGAAUAUUUAUUAUGAACGCACCAACGUUCUAGCAGAAACUUUUAUAUAAACUGAAGCAAUAACCCCGAAAUGGCUCAACGGUUUAGGUACAAUGUGUUAAUAAGAACUCUUUUUUUACUAAGCUAUUGCAUAGCUUCUAUCGCGGGCCUUGAUCGCGGGGACCGAAUCGAGAAAUUCCGUAACGAAAAAACCUCACGCUCCCCACUCCGACGGGCGGAGGUGUGGCUUGAAGGCAAAGCAUCAACCGCCCCAGUCCCCGAGUGACACACGCCUUUUCUUAAUUCAGAUAUUAUCAAAGUAAUUAUAAUUUAACUGUUUUUAAAUUGAAAGCAGUUCCUUUAUUAUUAUUGUUUUGGUAGCUUGUUUGUGCUUUGAGCUUGUUUUGAGCAUUGUAAAUAAUUUUGAUUAUUUUUUUUUUUUUUGUAAAUGGUCUGUCUAAAACUUGUAAACAUAUAAAUGAAUAAAGUUAUUAUUAAAAGGAACUACUAGAUUUAUGUAAAAAGAGAGCAAUAGUUCUAGUGAUAGACUUAUUGAUGUAUAGACAGAGCAAUAUUUACAAUAUUUUUUAUUAAUACAUUGUAUAUUUAUUGAAUUGUCAAUAUGCCUUAUAUUCAAUU